UAUCAUGACAUCAUGUCUUGCCACCCAGAAAACUUUCAGUGGGAGCACUGGAGUUUUGAAAAUGUUGCUACCAUACUUGCUCGCCGGUUCCCUAAUAGCUUUAUUUGGGUUGUAAAGUGUUCUCGAAUGCACCUGCACAAAUUCAGUUGUUAUGACAAUUUUGUGGCGAGCAACAUGUUUGGAGCACCAGAGCACAGCACUGACUUUGGAGCUUUCAAGCAUCUCCACGCAUUGCUAGUUAAUGCAUUCAGACUCUCUCAGAAUAUUCUGCUGUCCCAGAAAAGUGUGCAUGGUGUCAGCAAGGAUGCAAAAAUAGCUGCUUGUAAAUCACAGCUGCAGUCUGUUCCUACAGCGAAUGGCUGCCCAUCCACAGAAAGAGAGAGAGAUUGUGAAUGCUCUAAUAAUUCUGCUAUGAACUUCAUUAUACCGUCUGCUGUAGGUGCAGCAUCGUUUACUUUGGUUGGCUUCAGUAAAGGUUGUGUGGUUUUGAACCAGCUGCUUUAUGAGCUGAAGGAAGCUAAAAAAGACAAGAAUACAGAUGCCUUCUUAAAAAAUAUAAAAGCAAUUUACUGGUUGGAUGGUGGUCACUCGGGAGGAAGCAAUACUUGGGUUACUUACCCUGAAGUGCUGAAAGAACUUGCACAGACAGGAAUUGAAGUUCAUGCUCAUGUAACACCAUACCAAGUGUUUGACACAAUGAGGUCAUGGAUUGGGAGAGAGCAUGAGAAAUUUGUACAGAUACUUGAAGAAUUUGGCGUGGAAAUAAAUGAUCAACUGCAUUUUUCUGAUGAUGUUCCCUCCUUAGAUAACCAUUUCAGAGUUCAUGAGGUAUUUUGAGACUCUGUGUAUCUGAAUAGUAUAUUCACUGUAAAAGCACUUUUGACGCUGUAAAUGUUGUGAUGUAGAUUUACAACUUUGAGCAGAUGCUGUCUGAAGAGAAUACUAAAUCAGUCCUGUGUUGCUGAUAGAUACUAUAUAUAAAUUUCAGUAGCUUAAAGAGGAGGACUGGGACCCUGUACCUACAACAGAUGUUGUCAUUUGAUUUCUGGAAAAAUGAAGAACUAUCCUAUAGAUGU
Molecule: messenger RNA, 1076 nt
Organism: Balearica regulorum gibbericeps (East African grey crowned-crane)
Lineage: Eukaryota; Metazoa; Chordata; Aves; Gruiformes; Gruidae
Source: RefSeq, a predicted model, not a curated record